UUCAGUUUUGUGCCAGGUCGUUCCGAGUUCGUUUCGGAUCGUUCUCAACGUUUUUUUCUUUUUUUUUCCUUAAGAAGUCAACCAAAAAAAAAAAAGAGAAGAGAUUAUAGAGGAGACUGGGUAGAGAGAAACAUUUAUUCUUUUCUUUUGUAGACGAAACGCGCUUGAGUUGUACGCGUUAAUUUUUUUUGGUAUUGGAUGCGAAGUUCGUUGAGAAGGAGGAGUGCAUCUUGUGCAUAAAAAUAGUGCUCUUCGAGUGCGGGGGUGUACUCUAUACAUGUUCAUACUGAUCCAGAAGGAUCUGUUCUUUGGAUGAACCCUAUGUGUGUGUAGUAAACAGCUGAUCAGGUUUUUCCCCUGAUAGGAAUAAUCGAGUGUGCCAUUUUGUUCCAUCGGAAUUUGUGUAGCCGUUUCAGUUUAGUUAUCUUUCUGUAAAACUGGGAUCAGUCGUGUUUAGGUUGUGCAAAACCAACAAAAAUAGAGAGAGAAGGUGUUCGUAAAUUUGUGACAGGGAGUCAAAAUCCCUUGCCUCCCCCCGGACAAGCAGCUCGAGAUUGAACCGCAACGCAAGUUUCUUCAUCCACCGGACGGCCGCGGGAUUUGUGCAAUAGAAGGAGCGAGGUUCUAGUUGGAAGUUUGAUUCUGUUUUCGUCGUUUGGGAUUGGCGGUGGAGGAGAGACGCCCGAGGUGGAAAAGGAGGAGCAGCUGAAGCUGAAGAGGAAAGCGGAAAGAACGGCGAGAUGGAGCGAGAGACCAACCCGAUGCAGGCGCUCUGCCGAUCCGGGUGCGGAUUCUACGGAAACCCAGCCACAGAAGGAUUAUGUUCACUUUGUUUCAAGGAAGCGCUGAAGAAGAAGCAGCAACCUCCAGUGUCAGCCCCAAGCCCCUCCGUGGUGAGCUCAGUUCCGCCCCCGCGGACCACAUUCAUGGAAACGGCUCAGCCCACAGUACCAUGCCUGCCCGCCCCCAUCGUACCCGCCUCCGAACAACACCAGCCCACAGACAUCGCCGAGGAAAGCGCGGCCACCGCAGCCGGCAGCAGUGUCGACCAGCCUGAAAAUGAAAAUUCGGACAAAGACGACAAGGACUCCAAGAAGAAGAAGAACCGUUGCGCCGUCUGCCGCAAGAAGGUUGGACUGACAGGAUUCGAAUGCCGCUGCGGAGGAUUGUUCUGUGCGGUGCAUCGAUACAGCGACAAGCACGACUGCUCGUUUAACUACCGGGAGAUGGGUGCACAAGAGAUCCGGCGCAACAACCCCGUGGUGGUCGGAGAGAAGAUCCAGAAAAUUUGAACCCCGCCACUAGUGCCAUGCCAUCGCGGCGUCGACGAUGGACCCCCCACAACAUUGAUUUGUUCUAACGAGAGGAAAAUACAAACAGUGCUCGGACACUUGAAAUAAUAAAACAACAAAAAAAAAUAUAUAUAAACAAAAACAAACAAACACACAC
Nicrophorus vespilloides is the source of this 1449-nucleotide messenger RNA. Its product is annotated as AN1-type zinc finger protein 6. The transcript has 5 exons. Bases 741 to 1292 code for a protein of 183 amino acids. Lineage: Eukaryota; Metazoa; Arthropoda; Insecta; Coleoptera; Silphidae. The record is from RefSeq and is a predicted model, not a curated record. Gene Ontology annotation, molecular function: DNA binding; zinc ion binding.